CGUUACAUGAUACGCAUGAUGUGUGGAAACGCACAUGGAAGAUGUUUUUGUGCUAUUUCGAGAUAAACUAGUAAAAGUAAUUUUAAUGAAUUCUAUAUCGCUUUAAUAUAAUCAAUAGUUUGCUUGCAAAACACGUCGAUUAGCAAGAAGAUACGAAGCAAAAAUGGAGAAAAGUAUCCACGUGCAAGUUGAAGACAAUUCGCUUUCAAUAGAGCACAUCUUGCGUCCAAUAUCGUACACUUCCUGGCUCUUGGGUGUCGGCGUUGCUCGUCCGCGAAAGUGUCCUAAGACUAUAACAAUAAUCAUACGUAUUGUACAUCUGGUUGUGUGUACCUUAUAUGUGGUGUACAGUAUAAGAGACUUCUUCAUAUAUGGCAGUAUCUUUGCUCUUGACUCCGACAUAUUUGAGUUUAUAGGCGUCACGAACAGGGUGACGCUCAAUGCAUCGAUGUAUUAUAACAUUUAUCAUGGGAUCAGGCAGUACGACAAGUGGCCAGAGCUUAUGGACAGAAUAAAAGAGCUUGAUCAGAAGAUCAGGAGGGAAACACCCAUGAAUGAUCGACCUGUAAAAAACUUGGAAGCACUAGCGAUUCUGACGACGCUCGCUUGGUGUCCUUUAGCUCUGAUCAUACACGUGCUUUAUUACUUUAUAAAUUCAGAGGACAUUUACGUGACCGACGUUCUGUUUUAUUACGUGACAGCCCAGUCCUUGAUUAACAGUUUCGUCUUUGACGUUGUCGUUUAUGUGCUCUAUUGUAGAUUCAAAACGGCAAAUAAAUUGAUUAGACAGUUGAAUAAGCCAAAUGAGUUGAAUGAAUCACUAUCUGAUCCAUCAUGGAUCGUGCUAAGGAUUAGACGCAUCAGAGAAUUGUAUAUGGGUAUUUGUCAUCUGGUCAGCAUGGUAAACGAUAUCCACGGCGUUCAUCUCCUCUUUUGUUCAGCGACCUGCUUUGUCAUGGUUGUGACUAUACUAAUCACAAUAUACAUGGGUGUUGUGGAGAAAAACUACUCGUAUACAUUGAUAAAUAAUAUCUCUUGGAUAACGUAUGCCACGCAAUUUGGUCUGAUGUGCUGCGUUUGCACACUCACGCGUCAAGAAUCUGACAAGAUCGGAGGAUCUAUGUACGAAUGUGUACUGAAUGGUAAACUUAUGAAUCUUGACGAAAUAAGCGGGGCGAGAAAUGAAUCGAGUCUAGGGGUGCGUCUACAACUUGAAGACUCGGGCAGCGAGCAAAAUUGUAAUUGGAGCAGCAGCGGUCACAAUCUGAAUUACGCCGUCUUGGAAAAUCUCUUGCGUAAAAACUUGAAUCGAAACUGUAUCAGAAACGAGAUCAAUGAUUUUUCAAUUCAACUGCAACAAUACCGAGUAUCAUUUACGGCUUGUGAUUUCUUUGAAAUGAGCAAUGCUUUUCUCGGUGGUUUCUUCGGGAUGAUCAUCACUUAUCUAGUAAUCUUCAUACAAUUCUACCAACAACCUGAUACAGACAAAAACGUAGUAGAACGUUUAAUGAAUAUAUUCUAAGAUUUAGGAGUGCCAAUUUUUUUUUUUGUAUUAAAUUUGUAUUACGUAUUGACGAUGAUGGGUUUUUUUAAUAUUGAAAUUUGAUGAUCAAAAGAAAUUAAUUAUAUUAAAUGAACAACAUCAACCCAUAUAUAAAAACACAAAUAUUAAGCAAAAAGCCUUGCAGGUUAUAGCAAGAUCUUAGUGCUGAUAUUUAUUGUGUAAUUUUAUAGUCAGUUUCAAGUUUAUGGAACUGCGCACUGAAUAACUUUUCAGUCUGUUCAAAAUAAACUGCAAUGGACACCUUUAAAAUAUAUGCAGUUAUCAUGUUGAGAGAAGCCAUACAUUCAUGAAAAAAAGCAUAUGUGCCCAAAAAAUUUAUUAUAUGGUACAAGUCAAUUAAGAAAAUUGGAAACUAAUAACUAUACCUACUCUUCAUACAUAAUUAAAUUAUGUUAAAAGCGACAAAAAAUUAAAGCACAGCUGAUUCGAAUUUGAAUUCAGGAUCCUUCCUUCUCACACGAACAAUAAUGUGGCUGUCACUCUUCAUCAAAUUCAAUUAUUUCCGUUAUUAUUUUGAUCAAUAUCUAAUCUACCUAAUGGUCCUAUACAUCGUACAAUAUAUGUGUAUUAUAAUUAUACAUAUAAAAUGUAUAUACAUAAAUAUAUAUGAAUGUACAUGU
Messenger RNA from Solenopsis invicta (red fire ant), 2184 nucleotides. RefSeq lists its product as uncharacterized. Gene Ontology annotation, cellular component: membrane; dendrite; axon. Bases 164 to 1522 code for a protein of 452 amino acids. Lineage: Eukaryota; Metazoa; Arthropoda; Insecta; Hymenoptera; Formicidae. The transcript is spliced from 3 exons. The record is from RefSeq and is a predicted model, not a curated record. Gene Ontology annotation, biological process: sensory perception of taste.